AUGAAUGGAUUUGUUUUACUAUCAACUCUCGCGAUGGUAUCGGCGUUCGAGAUAACCAGAGAAUGUGAGAGUAGCACCGGUGUUCAGUGGAAAAAAGACCAGGACGAUUGUUCCGUGUUCUAUCUGUGUUACAAUGGUCGGAAAACUAGAUACUACUGUCCUGAAAACAUGGUGACAGAUCCAAACAGCCAGAGUUGCGUUCCAAGAGGGUCGACACUGGAUAAAUGCUCUGGAAAAGGUAAGCCUGUCCCACAAUGCAACGCUGCUUUGAAGGAGUCCUGUGCAAGAUAUAUUGCUUGCCCCGUUCCGAAAGAGACGGGGACACCAGUUAUACCAGAGGUACAAGAGUGUCCCUACCCACUACUGUAUGACGAGGAGAGUCAGCGGUGUGCCUACCCAGAAACUGUCAAAUGUGGAGACAGGACCGAACCCAAGGAUCCUUGUGAUUAUAAGGCUAACCAGUGUCAGGGUCCUAAUUGUGUGCCGUGUAGUGACCGUCACCCAGGUUGUUCCGGACGACCGGACGGACUAAAUGUAUGGAGCGGGAGAGAGAAGACUCCUUAUUUUGUUGUUUGUCGAGGCGAACGUGUAGUGUACCAGGGUCUGUGUCCCCAGGGCAAUAAAGGACAGAUAUUUGAUCCCGAAAUAAAGGGCUGCGCGGAUAUAUAG
Ylistrum balloti is the source of this 669-nucleotide messenger RNA. RefSeq lists its product as uncharacterized. Gene Ontology annotation, molecular function: chitin binding. The record is from RefSeq and is a predicted model, not a curated record. The transcript has 3 exons. Gene Ontology annotation, cellular component: extracellular region. The coding region runs from base 1 to 669 and encodes 222 amino acids. Lineage: Eukaryota; Metazoa; Mollusca; Bivalvia; Pectinida; Pectinidae.